CAACCAUUUAUUCAGAGAUUUGCUCACACUGUUCAUCAAAGAAGGUGAUGCAAUUAUGCAUCAAAGCGUUCAGAACACAAUCAGACACUAAAUCUGAUAAACAAAGAAGAGUUAUCAGAGGAUACUAUCCUUGACAAGUUGGAUGAUUACUGAUGUUGUUCAAUAAUAAGCACUGCUUUUGAGUAUACACAGACUCUUCCAUCACAAUUUCCUUCCUUUCCUGCACAAGCCUCAGAGGAGGACUGUCCAAAAUAGAUUUCCAAGAAAGCAAAUCCAGGAAAAAGUCUUUAAGAAUGGCCUUUAAAUCUCCUGCAGAAGAAAGAGCCUUCUUCCUGAAGAACAAACUUGGCCUGCUAUAUCAAAAUCUUGAAAUUCUUGAAGAAGAUGCUAUUUUUGUUAAAGCAUCCAAAUAAGCUUCCCUACACAGCUGAGAGUGUCAGCAAAAGACGCUCUAAGUACAUUGGAGUUUUUAAAAAUUGAUCUAAAUGGCAAGCUUUCAUUGCAAUUAACUCAGUAAAAACCUACAUCCAGGUAUAUGAAUCUGAGGAGAAUGCAGCAAAAGCAUUUGAUGUUAUGUCCUUGAUUCUAAAAAGAACUUCAGCCUUCACUAAUUUCAAGUACACUAAAAGAGAAGUGGUUGAACUCCUCCACGAUUAUCAGGAAAUUGUAACUAAAUUUUGCCAAUAAUUCAACAUCCCGUGA
Moneuplotes crassus is the source of this 702-nucleotide messenger RNA. The record is from the annotation of a GenBank genome assembly. Lineage: Eukaryota; Ciliophora; Spirotrichea; Euplotida; Euplotidae.